AUGGCUUGUGUCACGACUGCCUCAGCCACCAGUAGCAUCAUCGUCCCAGCCGGGUCACGUGGUGCGCCAGGAGCGGGCGGUGGGUGUGUCCAAUCGCGUGUGGUUUCAUUCAUAACUCCAGUCUUUCAGUCAGAGCCGGAGCUGAAGCAUGCAGACGGAGCAGGCUGCCUGCGGAGCGCUUCUCACGGAGUCUACGGCGGGGGCUCACUCACUGUGACCUGGACCAUGAGCAAUGAUCUGCCUGUCCUGACGAGUCUGACCGAGAACACCACUCACCAGGACGUGCCCGUGUCGGCCGGCCAGGCGGAGAACUAUGUGCUGCUGCUGGUGCUGCUGAGUGUUUUUGCCGGGGGGACGCUGGUCCUGCUCUCCCUGCUGCUCCUCUUCUGUCACCGCUGUUGCCUGGGCGGACGGCGCUACUCCAGAGCGAGCGAUGACCCUGAGAAGACAAACACCACCUAUGCUGAGGAUUCUCAGCCCACACAAGAAAUUACAAUUCGUCUGGAUGAAUCAGACGCCCUCUCGGCUUCGAGCUGUCACGAUGGAGAGCCGGAGCGAUUUGUUUUCACCGGGUCGACGGGCCGCAGAGUCUCCUUCAAUGAAUCUGCACUUUACGAACAGGAAAAAGCGACCCAGGAAAAAGGACGCAGGUACACCCUGACCGAAGGAGACUUUCACCACCUGAAAAAGGCCCGACUGACUCACCUCCACCUGCCUCCGGCUCCAUGUGACCUGAAGAUACUCACCAUCAUGGAGUGCGACUCCACAGAGAGCAGCAGCAUGAACAUCAGUGAGACCGCAGCUCCCAGACUGCCGCUCAGCAUCUACCAGCCUGCUGAGAGAAGAAUCCCUGACUGGAUAGGGCAGAGUCUGAGUGGGGGGCUGCCAGGAGACCCUCAUCACUCCACCGUCCUGGACCAGGGCUGCAGAGGGCCUUCGUCACAGCACACCCGGUCCCUGACAAUGGAAGCUUUCGGGGACAGGGGGGAGUCUGAGAGCGAAAGGGGCUCGGGGGGAGAGUCUAUUCAAGCUCUGGGCCAGACGUCCGUCCUGUGCUUCUUCUCCAAACUGCGGAGACACGCUAGCCUGGAGGGAGCUGGGCCUUAUUUUAGAAAGUGGAAGUUUGACACCAGUCACCGAGCUGCUAGUCUGGAUACUAAAGGAUCCCCGAGGAGGAGACCCUUUCAGAGACAGAGAGCAGCGAGUGAAACCACCGACCACACCGACGAGGACUCUUCUCCCUACCGAGAUGAUGCCUUUGAAUCAUUUCCACAUACUCCCAUCCAGACCGGCGGCUUCCAGUCCCUCUCGGCCGAGUCUCUGUCUCAUCCUGCAUCUGCAUCCACGUCCUUAGUGUUUCUGAGAAGGCUCAAACCGGAGGCCGUGGUGGAGGCGGGCGGCAGCAUCAGCACCAGGAGCGAGGAACCUGCUCCGACGCAGGAGGUGGCCACGGUCAACGGAACAGGACUGGAACAGGACACCACGCUCGGAGAAGUGCGGGGAGCAGAGGCGGUGGGAGACGAGCUGGAGUCCGUGGAAAACGAUGACCUGUUCGGGACAGAGCAGGAGGCUGCUCCGCAGGAAAGGUUCGAGGACAUGCUAAGAAAAAAUGACAACGCAGAAACAGACGGCGGCACGGCGGACAUGAGGCGAACGAAAGAGGUGGAAGAUGGAGAAGAGGUGGUGCUCGGGGCUGAAGCCAGACGACGGACCGACUCUGGCUCCUCUCUUUCUUUCAUGGUUCGCCAGGAGAGCUCGGAGGCCCCUCCCUCGCUGUACAGGGACAUCUGGAGCUUGCGAGCCUCUUUGGAGCAGUACGCCUCCUCAGACCAGAGCAGCACGGACCGGGAGUCCAUCCGCAGCGACGCAGACAGUGUCUCAUCCUUUGGCGGGGCAGGGGUUCGCUCCGGCCUGGACAGCUGCUUGUCACAGGACCUGGACGAUGAGCCGGAAGGAGACGGCGAGGCGGAGGAGGGGGCAACCAGAGGGGCAUCUGGUGGUGACAGUGAGAUGGGGGGUGGUGUUGGAGGGGAGGCGGAAGGAGGAAACAGGAAGCUGCUUCAAAUGGACAGUGGUUACGCCUCCAUAGAAGCACCCUCCAGGGCCCCAGAAGAGAUGCGGUUGUUUGGAGCUCCCGGAGCCCAGCGAGGGAAGACGGCGUCAGAGAGGAGACUGUUCUUCACCAGCUCUGGAAGAAAAGGCACGGUGUGCGAGAGCGUGGAGGCCCGGCUGUUUCAGGAGGAGCUGGAGGACCAGAUUGGAGACAACACUGACACAGAGCAGAAAUCACAGACUCAAACCCUACAAGAGCCGCACCAACUCCUGAAAUCCCUCCAUCCUCAGAAAGCGCCAGAACCACAGUCUCCGCUCAUGAAACCAACCCAGGCCCCUGGAAGUCCUCAUCGACCCCGCCUCCGUCGCCGCGACUACAGCAUAGACGAGAAGACGGACGCUCUGUUUAACGAGUUCCUUCGUCACGACCCUCGCUUCGAUCAGCAGGACUCCCCGCUGCGCUCCAGACACAGAUCCAGAGUUCACCUGCGGAAGCAAUGGCAAAGGCACAAGCAAUACAGCGACCCGGGCUCGGCCUCCGGGGGCAGGUACUCCCCGUCUUUGGAGAGGCAGAGGUUCUGUCCGCUGAGGAGGGGCGACAGCGCUGGUUACCCUCUGGACACCAGGUACCACAGCACCCUCUCACGAAUAGCGAGCGCCGCAGACGAAGAAGCCAGCGAGGUCGCCGCUUCCGAGGAAGCAGCUAGAGAGAGAGCAGAGGACGCCGACCCGACGAAAAACAGCCACGGCUCUGCAGAGUCGAGCGGGGAGGCCAACGACUGCCACGGCUCCACGAAUAAGGACUCAGAAAGCACAACGGGCCGAUGUGGGAGCACUGUGACAGAGCAGACAAGCCACAUGGAUCCAAGAGUCGACAACAGGAACAACAACAGCAGUCAAGGGGUCCUGCUGGAGGUUUCCCCGCAGGUGGAGAGCAGUCUGACAGACAAGCUGGUGGCGUCAGUGGAGGAGAGGCUCUAUGGCGGCCUUCGGAGCGCUGAGAACCCGGCAGAGCCUGAACGCGUCCUCGCUGUGUCCCACACAGCCUCGCCUGGAUUCAGUCCAACAUAAUCAUGUCAGCUUCUUUUUGUGGACCUGUUCUCUAUAAAUCCAAACAAUUCAAAUAUAGUUGUGUUGAACAGUGUUAGAUGUAUUUUACAGGACAGAACUAAACUCUGGUCCCAUUUCUCCCCAUUCACACCUCAGCUGCCACUGUGAUGCCCAUUUAUUUAUUAAAGAAAAUCCUAAAAGCUCACCUGAGCUCAUCCCAUGAAGAUGCAGAAAAUAUUUUAUCUGUGAAUUCAUAGCAUGUAACUGUAGGUCCAAUGUAUAUAUGAAUACCGUACAGUUCAAACUAAAGAGCACUUUGAUGGGAAGAAGUUUAACAUGGUGUUUGUCACCCAUUUCUUUUAUUUUAAAAUCACUCCUCAAGUGUCCUUGUCUCAGCCAUCAUGAGGGUAAACGUUGGUGUGAAUUCAGCACAUAACGUGAGAAACAUUGAUGAACAUGUUUACAUUAAAACACAUCCAGCAUGGAACGGAGAAUAUAAAUAAAAUCAGAUGCGAAGCAGAAGAUGUGAUCAAAACAAGGUAGAAAUGCGUGAUAUUUUUGUUUUGUACACGUAUAUUUGUUUUUAAUUUUUCACAUCAGCCCAUCUGUCCUUGUUACGCAUCCUAAGUAAAGAGGAGGUAUCCAGGAACUUCCGUGGGCUCAAGUGUUGUGUUGCUGGGACCUUUUGUCUGAGGGAAGACUGACAGAUGAUGCUUAAAGUGACUGACACUGAGGCCUCGGAGGCUUCGAGACAGAUGGCUCAGUGAGGAGUUGAUGCUGUGACGUGUAAAAAAAAACAACUAAACUAACGUCUGCUCCCAGCAGAAACACAUAAACUCACUCUGUAAUACCAAAUAAAAGUAUCUUGAUAUCUUGGUUUUUUUUUACUAUGUUAAAUAAACCCUUGGUGUGGGAGAAGACUUAGAGCACAAGUGACUCGAUCCUGAUUAUGUCUGAUUUCUAGAGUUUAAAUGUUAUCAGGGCAGCACAAAAAUGACUCAAAGAAAAGAAAGAAUGUAGGAUGCUCACUAGGCCUUUUAAAAAUACAAACUUAGUUUUUUCCUUUACAAUUUAAAGAACGUUUUGAAAUUAGGAGUAGGAAAUAAUUGGUUUUCUGCUUUGGUAAAAUGUUUUGUCAAAAACAGAUUAAAUUGUUUACGUUUAACAAAACAUUUUUUGUCUGAAAAAGAAUUUUGGAGGGAUUCAAGCAUCUCUUUUUAAAACCCAAAUAGCCCGUGUUUCUGAACUCUUCAUGGCCAUGAAAAUCUGGUUACAUGAACUGGUUUAUGUGUUCACACUCAAAAAACAGAUGUGCUGGAUUUACUUAAAAUAAUUAUUUCAACUGGUUCCACUCAAUUGAAUUGAAUAAAAGUUAACACUAAUGUCUUACUUUUACUAAAUUCAGCUGAGUGGAAGCAGUUACAAUUAUUUUUUUAAGUAAAUCCAACACAUCUCUUUUUUGAGUGCUUGGCAAAACCAAAGUCCCAGGCAACUCUGUGGUUGUCUUUUUUUCUUUUAAUUAAAUCAUAUCCUAAAUUAUUUGCCUUUUUCUCUCAACUUUAACCAUUUUUCCUCUCUUCAAUACAACCAAUGAUUAUAAACUUCUAUUACAGAGAAGCAGUAACUUCAGUGAGGUUGUUGAUACAAAAACUGCAGCUCUAACCUGGGCACUAUUUGGAGUUUUUAAAUAUCAGAUUGUUGUUGAAUGAAUGAGGUCAUCACCUGAAGAAGCUGCGAUUGUACAGCCCAGCAUGCUUGCUUUUAAAGGAAUAAAAACUCCACUGCAGAGUGCUGCUGUGUGCAUCAUUCAGACAGAAUCCAUGGCUUUAUUCUCAUUCAUGUURCACCCUCUGCUUUAUUGUAAAACAAGUAGUGUGGAAAAUUGGGAUGGCCUACAGCCUUGACAGAUGAACCAACUGCAGCAAGUCCCGGAACAAAAACAAAACAAAACA
Molecule: messenger RNA, 5054 nt
Organism: Austrofundulus limnaeus
Lineage: Eukaryota; Metazoa; Chordata; Actinopteri; Cyprinodontiformes; Rivulidae
Gene: cbarpa
Product: CACN subunit beta associated regulatory protein a
Exons: 10
Coding region: 1-3123 (1040 amino acids)
Biological process (GO): negative regulation of calcium ion-dependent exocytosis; negative regulation of voltage-gated calcium channel activity
Cellular component (GO): secretory granule; plasma membrane
Molecular function (GO): transmembrane transporter binding
Source: RefSeq, a predicted model, not a curated record